AAAACCGAGCUCACCCGACUCACUUCCAGCUUCUCUCGUAAAAUUCCUGCUCGAAAUGAAGGUUUUAAUAGUCGUUGCCUUGUGUCUACUGGAAGCGAUUACGAUCCAGGGACGUCCCGCUAAGCUAGAGGCUAAUAACAGAGGAUACAAUGCCGCCCAGAGUGGACCCGACGAGUUCCUGAAGAUAACUCUGGAGCCUACUGACCAAGCCUCUGCCGAAUCUGGUUCCGAGGAGGAGGUGGCGGGGAAUGAAGCGCAGGACGCUUCCCAGUCCCACCACGUUCCUAUUCUCGUAGAUUUGAGGGAACACCACGAUGAUGGCUCCUAUUCCUUCAGAAUCGAGCAGGGAGACGGAAUUAGUCGUUCAGAGUCAGGAUCUGUGCAAGGACAGGACGGAGGAUUGCAAGCUGUCGGGAAAUACUCCUUCACACAUCCUGAUGGAACCUCCCACGAAUUGACAUAUGUCGCCGACCAAAAUGGCUUCCAGCCUUCUUCUGAUAUGCUGCCCACACCUUUCCCUUUGGAACCAUGGCAUCUGGAACAGAUCGCCUUCGCCGAAUCCCAAAAACUAAACAAGGCAGCCAAAGAUGAAGGUUCUUCUGAACAAUCUUACGAAGGAGCUGUUGAUGGGGUUACUUUUGGCCUUGUUGCUGACGCUGGUGCUGAAGAUGUAGGACAUGGAAGUGAUGGUGUUGGAGACGUUGCUUUUGAUGUUGGUACUGGUUCAUCUGGACUAGCAGUAUUUGCUGGAGAUGCUGGUGUUGGAGACACUGGUUCCUCAGAUAUCGGGGCUCAACACUUUGGUUCAUCUGGUUCAUCCGGACAAGCAGUAUUUGCUGGAGAUGUUGGUGUUGGAGACACUGGUUCCUCAGAUAUCGGGGCUCAACACUUUGGUUCAUCCGGUUCAUCCGGACAAGCAGUAUUUGCUGGAGAUGUUGGUGUUGGAGACACUGGUUCCUCAGAUAUCGGGGCUCAACACUUUGGUUCAUCUGGUUCAUCCGGACAAGCAGUAUUUGCUGGAGAUGUUGGUGUUGGAGACACUGGUUCCUCAGAUAUCGGGGCUCAACACUUUGGUUCAUCUGGUUCAUCCGGACUAGCAGUAUUUGCUGGAGAUGCUGGUGUUGGAGAUACUGGUGCCUCAGAUAACGGGGCUCAACACUUUGGUUCAUCCGGACAAGCAGUAUUUGGUGGAGAUGCUGGUGUUGGAGAUACUGGUUCCUCAGAUAUCGGGGCUCAACACUUUGGUUCAUCCGGUUCAUCCGGACUAGCAGUAUUUGCUGGAGAUGCUGGUGUUGGAGAUACUGGUUCCUCAGAUAUCGGGGCUCAACACUUUGGGUCAUCCGGUUCAUCCGGACUAGAAGUAUUUGGUGGAGAUGCUGGUGUUGGAGAUACUGGUUCCUCAGAUAUCGGGGCUCAACACUUUGGUACAUCCGGUUCAUCCGGACUAGAAGUAUUUGGUGGAGAUGCUGGUGUUGGAGAUACUGGUUCCUCAGAUAUCGGAGCUCAACACUUUGGUACAUCCGGUUCAUCCGGACUAGAAGUAUUUGGUGGAGAUGCUGGUGUUGGAGAUACGGUUCCUCAGAUAUCGGGGCUCAACACUUUGGUUCAUCGGUUCAUCCGGACUAGCAGUAUUUGCUGGAGAUGCUGGUGUUGGAGAUACUGGUUCCUCAGAUAUCGGGGCUCAACACUUUGGUACAUCCGGUUCAUCCGGACUAGAAGUAUUUGCUGGAGAUGCUGGUGUUGGAGAUACUGGUUCCUCAGAUAUCGGGGCUCAACACUUUGGUUCAUCCGGUUCAUCCGGACUAGCAGUAUUUGCUGGAGAUGCUGGUGUUGGAGAUACUGGUUCCUCAGAUAUCGGGGCUCAACACUUUGGUUCAUCCGGACAAGCAGUAUUUGCUGAUG
Messenger RNA from Macrobrachium nipponense, 1902 nucleotides. Its product is annotated as PE-PGRS family protein PE_PGRS33-like. The record is from RefSeq and is a predicted model, not a curated record. Gene Ontology annotation, molecular function: structural constituent of chitin-based larval cuticle. Gene Ontology annotation, cellular component: chitin-based extracellular matrix. NCBI's taxonomy places the organism in Eukaryota, Metazoa, Arthropoda, Malacostraca, Decapoda, Palaemonidae. The transcript is spliced from 5 exons. Bases 56 to 1900 code for a protein of 614 amino acids.